Molecule: messenger RNA, 999 nt
Organism: Fragaria vesca subsp. vesca
Lineage: Eukaryota; Viridiplantae; Streptophyta; Magnoliopsida; Rosales; Rosaceae
Product: F-box/LRR-repeat protein 13-like
Exons: 1
Coding region: 1-999 (332 amino acids)
Source: RefSeq, a predicted model, not a curated record
AUGGUGGAGAUUUCACAACUGAAUGACGAUCUAUUAGGUCAGAUCCUGAAACGGGUCAACGACCCGGAUGAUCGGAAACGGUUCUCCCAAGUCUGCAAACAAUGGUCGACAGUCGAAGGUCUAACCAUAACGUCACUCACUUUAUUCCGACUCAGUAGUAUCCGUCAGGUACUGCCUCGAUUCCCUAAUCUAGUUACAUUCCGCACAUCCCAGCCUAUCUCCGAGGAAGCGGAUCUCGAGUUCAUAGCCCAAACAUGUCCCAAACUGGAGGCCAUCAAUCUCAGCACCACAGAUUUCGAAUCAAGUUUGUUACCGAAAAACGGUCUUUACGGUCUGUCAAGUGGUGGCGGCCUUUUGAAAUUGUCCAAGGUUUUGAUCAGAGGGAGAGAGAAUGUAGGCAUUCAUAGAUGGCUACCUAAGUUGGCACAUGAGAACUUGACUUAUUUGGAUUUGGGAAGGUGCAGCUUGGUCGAUGACAAAGCGUUGAAAGCAAUUGGGCUACUGUGCCCUUGUUUGAGCUAUUUGAAUUUAGAAGUUUCCGAUGUUUCGGACAAGGGUUUGAGAUUGUUGGCACAUGCAAGGUGCUCAAAAACCCUUAAGACAUUGGUGCUUGCUCAAUGCUAUUAUAUAACCGACUCCGGGGUCUCAUAUUUGCAGAGUAUGCAAUGCUUGGAAGAGCUGGAUUUGGAAAACUGCGGGGAGCACGACACCGAAGUCUCUGAUAUUGGAGUUAGAGCUGCAAUCUCUGGAAAUCGAUCUCUCAAGAAGUUGAACUUGAGUUGGUUGAUAAAUGUGUCGGACCAAAUCAUGGUGUUUGUUUCUGAAAAUUGCCCCAACUUAGAGUUUCUUGAUGUAAGUCAUUCUAGUGUAACUGUUGCCGGAAUUCGUGCGCUUUCCGGUCACAGGUGCCUAGAGUCUCUUGUUUGGCGCACUGAUCGUGAAUAUUUUUGGUGGCCCGAUAUAGAUGCAAGUCACUCAAGUCUAGAUCUAUCAUCCUGA